Molecule: messenger RNA, 195 nt
Organism: Gongylonema pulchrum
Lineage: Eukaryota; Metazoa; Nematoda; Chromadorea; Rhabditida; Gongylonematidae
Source: the annotation of a GenBank genome assembly
AUGUUUCUCAAGGAUGUGGAUUGGGGCAGUUUGGACUAUCUUAUAAUCGAUACGCCGCCAGGAACAUCAGAUGAGCAUAUCUCCACGGUGCAGUUUCUUCAAGUGUGUUCGCUUGAUGGAGCAAUUGUUGUGACUACGCCUCAGGAGGUGUCAUUGCUGGAUGUUCGCAAAGAGGUCAAUCAAUUUUUGCCGUAA